CAGUGUGCACGGCCGUGCCUCCAGAGCUCGUGUACCCAGAACGUCCCAGUGCCUGCCUCCUCAGGCACCCGUGAGGCUAGCGGCGCCUUGCAGGCCACAUCAGCUGAGCCUGAAGCGGUGGAAGCAGGCCCCGCAGUCCGGGCCGCCGCCCAGCAGCGCCGCCGCCAAGUCCCUGCUGCCGGUGGUGCCGCCAUAGCUCCGAUUCGCCACAGCUUCGAGCGGCCCUACAGAUGAGCAAGAACGUGAAGGGGGUCAACAACGUCGACUUCCGCAGGAAGUGGGACAAGGAGGAUUUUGCAGAGAAGGCCAAGGAGCGGGAGGAGAAGGAGAAGAAGAAUGAGGAUGAGGCGCUGGAGGCCAAGAAGCGCAAGCGUCUGGAGCGCGACCCGCUCCACCAGGGCCUGAUCGUGGCCCGCGCCAACCUCAAGGCCCGCGACUACCAAAUUGACCUCGCCUCUAAGCUCAACAAGUCUCAGGUCGUGUCAGUCACCAUGCCGCUAAGCCAGCAAGCGGGCUACUACUGCAAUGUGUGCGACUGUAUCCUGCGCGACAGCCAGAGCUACCUGGACCACAUCAAUGGCAAGUGGCACAACCGUGCACUGGGGAUGAGCAUGCGAGUAGAGAAGUCGACGGCGGAGCAGGUGCGGCAGCGAUUGGAGGAGGCCAAGAAGAGGAAGGAGGGCGUCGGCAGCAGCGCGGCAGACUUCGCGCCAGACGGCUUUGAGCAGCUGGCGGCGGCGCAACAGCAAAAGGAGGAGGAGAAGCGGUCGGGCAAGCGGCGAAAAGCAGAGUCGGAGUCGGAGUCGGAGGAUGAGGGCAUGGACCCUGAAACAAUGGCGGCAAUGGGCUUCGGGGGGUUUGGCACCAGCAAAAAGUAG
This is a messenger RNA of Chlorella variabilis, 878 nucleotides long. RefSeq lists its product as hypothetical. Gene Ontology annotation, molecular function: nucleic acid binding; zinc ion binding. The transcript is spliced from 5 exons. Bases 231 to 878 code for a protein of 215 amino acids. Gene Ontology annotation, cellular component: spliceosomal complex; U4/U6 x U5 tri-snRNP complex. The record is from RefSeq and is a predicted model, not a curated record. Gene Ontology annotation, biological process: mRNA splicing, via spliceosome. Lineage: Eukaryota; Viridiplantae; Chlorophyta; Trebouxiophyceae; Chlorellales; Chlorellaceae.